Papaver somniferum (opium poppy) is the source of this 789-nucleotide messenger RNA. RefSeq names its product chloroplastic import inner membrane translocase subunit HP30-2-like. The transcript is spliced from 3 exons. Bases 279 to 710 code for a protein of 143 amino acids. The record is from RefSeq and is a predicted model, not a curated record. NCBI's taxonomy places the organism in Eukaryota, Viridiplantae, Streptophyta, Magnoliopsida, Ranunculales, Papaveraceae.
UCAUAGACCAAGACAACUAGUACCAAGUCAACCGGUAGUUGACUUGGUCAGUUGUUCGUGUUCCUCCGACAGAGAUUAUAAAUCAAGAAGCUGAAGUUUGGGGGUCAAUUGGCGAACAUUUAUCCCCCACACUUGCACUAACGUGAACUGCAUGUACUGAUGAUGAACUCUUUCUCUCUUCCUUAGGGUUCUUCUCAAAAUCAUCUAAAGCCAGGACAGAAACAAGGAAGAAAGAAGAAGAAUUUUGUUAGUUGAUAUCUAGGGUUUUCCAGUAAGUGAUGGAGGGAGGUGGAUCAGGAUCAGUGGCUUUCCCACUCAAGAAGAAUAAUAUUGAAUCUGUAUUAACUCAGCUUCAAACCAAUUGGGGGGAAUUAGAAAAGGGUUUCCAAGGUUGGGUUUGUAAACAACCUGUACUUGUUGAAACUGCUGCUGUUGCUGCCUCCUAUGCUUUACAAGGAGCUGCUGCCGGUCUUUUCUAUGGAAACCUUGCUCAGUCUGAAGCGGUCAAUAAUAUUCUUCCUUUUAAGAAUUUGGGAAAAACUCGUUUGUUGCAAGUUCGUAAUUUUUCUGUUUUGAGGGGGACCGAUGGUGCUAUGAUUUGUGCUAUGAGAAGAAUUAGAGGUGGGAAAGACGAUACCCCGGCUAGUGGAUUGGUAGGAUGUGCUUUUUGUUGCUACAAGGACUCUGCAAUUAGCAAACAUUUCCUGUAAUGGGCUCGUCGACAUACAGUUGUAAUCUGCUUAGUAGCUGAUCAGCAGCAGCAGCAUUAUCACCAAUGGGAACGUGGUA